AACACGUGAUGUGGUGGUAGCCUUCGUGUUCCUCGCCUCGCCUCGGGUUAGGGUUUCGAACCAGUUUUCCUCCGUCACCGUUGUCGAUCGCUUGCUUCCUCCGUCGGGCAGCGACCAUGAAGAUCCGCUCCUCGGUGAAGAAGAUGUGCGAGUUCUGCAAGACGGUGAAGCGCCGCGGGCGCGUGUACGUCGUCUGCUCGGCUAACCCCAAGCACAAGCAGCGGCAGGGGAUGGUGACGUUCGCCGGCGAUGGCCAGCUCCCUCCCGCGUCAUCAGAGACAGGCUUGAAGCGGUUAAUUUCGCCUACCUCCAAUGCGCAGACCAGCAUUAUGGCUCUUAUGCCCAAGAAGCCUGAGCCCUCCAUGUUGUUUGGAUGGCGGUCGAGCCUGGCAUCCCUCCUAUUCAAGUAGGGCAUUUUGUUUCAGAUACCUUUUGCUUGGGGUUUACGAACAUAUAGCUGUCGUAGGCAACAGACGAUGCUCUGCUUCUGCCUCGAGAGAUAUUGGGUUUAUUUGCUAUCGGUGAUUGGCACAUUUGCUUCAUAACAUGUAUUCCUGGUAUAAUUUUUCCUUGUCCUACCAUGUAAUGCCAGGGUUCUCACUGUAAUACUUUUUAAACUGGGGAGAUCCACUGUAGAUAGAAUCAGCUGCUGGAUAUAGUGCCUAA
Syzygium oleosum is the source of this 666-nucleotide messenger RNA. RefSeq lists its product as uncharacterized. Gene Ontology annotation, cellular component: ribosome. Gene Ontology annotation, biological process: translation. Gene Ontology annotation, molecular function: structural constituent of ribosome. The coding region runs from base 117 to 410 and encodes 97 amino acids. The record is from RefSeq and is a predicted model, not a curated record. The transcript is spliced from 2 exons. NCBI's taxonomy places the organism in Eukaryota, Viridiplantae, Streptophyta, Magnoliopsida, Myrtales, Myrtaceae.